UCACUAAGGGAAAUGCAGUAAAUUAGGCUUAAAACUAACGUUAAAUGACAGCAUAACUUUUGUACAGGUAUUAAAAUUAAACGCAAUUUGUCAAGGUAAAUUAAACGUUUGAUUGAAAUUAUAUAAUCUACAUAUAAAGUUAAAUACGUAUGUUUAAGGAAAUUAUUUUUUUAGUAGGAGAAUAUAUUAAAUUAUUAAAUAUACAAAGCGUAUAUUAAUGGCAGGAUUUUCAGAUGACUUGGAUUUCAACCCAUUUUACAGGGCACUUCAGACAAACUUUGGAAGAUUGUUUGAAGAGGCACAGAACCACUGUUGGCUUAUUUGUGUUCCACAGUCAAAUUCUGUAAAAGGAUUAAAGUUUUCAUCCAAUUUUGUUGAAUCCCAUAUCUUAAAGCCUUCUUCUUUCUUCACAGGACAGUUUACCAGUAUAGACAAAGGAGAAAGUAAAACAGUGGAAUUGGAAGAAAGGGUACUUAGGACUGUAAAAGGGUUUUCAAAAGAAGAAACAGUUAAGAUUCUAUAUGAAGAAAUUGGUUAUAACCAGCUACUUAAACCUUUCAAAAUUCUUAUCAUUGAAAGGCCUCUUGAUCCUGUAUUUCAUGCAUGUAAAGAUGAUAAACAAGAAGCAAACAAGCUGAUGAAUAGCACUAGUGAAGAGCGGACAUCCUUCUCAGAGUGUCAAGUAUUUCUAGAAAACUUUCCCUGCCAUGGUAAAGCUCUCAAAAUGCUGAAGAAGAAACUUUAUCAGUUCACUAAUAACUACAUGUUACUUCCUCAGUAUCUACAUGAUGCCGCUGACAGGCUACAAGACAUAAUCUCAAUAGGAGUUACAGACGUUUUACAUUCACACUCCCCUCAACUACUUCCUCAUGACCCCCUAUCCUUGGAAAUAUCUGCUAUUGUAGAAAACUAUGUCAUGGGGUACGUUCAUCAGAAGUUGUUCAGCAUUGUACAACGGAAAUUUGCUGAUGAUGACAAGUAUUUAUCAGAGAAACUGACAGAAUUGUAUAGGAUGGAAUUGACAGCUGAUCAGUUGGGAGUAAAGGAACGUUUUUGUUGUCAGUUACCUAGAGCUAAAGUGGAAUUGGCAUCAUUAGAUGGAAAAACAACUCCUGCAGAAAAACUUCACUGUCUGAAAACUACACUGGAAUUGAUAUCAGAAGAAGUGAAGCAGCUAGUUCAAGAAAUUCCACCUUUGUGCCCUUUCUCUCAGCUACAAGAAGCCUCUGUCCUGACAUCUGAUGAUUUGAUACCUCUUCUAGUCACAUUGUUGGUUCAGGUUCGACCUCGAAUGCUUGAAAGUAAUCUCUAUUACAUCCAGAACUUUCACUGGCAUCUUUCACCCAAAGAUAAGUUAAGCUAUAGUCUAGUCACUUUCCAGGCAGCAAAAGAAUAUGUUAAAUCAACUGACUUUACAUUUUUGCAGCCAUCAAGAAACAAAAUGAAGAAAGAGAUGUCCUUGGAAGAACUCAUGGAAGUCACUGUGGAACUCCAGAAAAAUUCUUCUAAGAAAGAAGUAGAGAAUGAUGGUAGGGUACGAGCUCCAAAGCCCUUUGAUAAGCAGCUUGAAAAGAUUACAAAAAUGAUUGAAGCUUCAACACAGGAGCACAGAGAUAGAGAAAACCAGGUUAUUCCUGAACAACAUCAUGACAGUGAACGACAUAAAAGGCAGGCCUCUAAAGAUGGAUUAGGAGAAUUUCUGACAAGUCUUCAACAUAAUUCUCUAGGGGUCAGUUUUGGAAAACAAAACUAAUGGUACAAGGAGUAACUGAAGAUCAAGAAAGAUUUGAUUGUAGAGUGUGUCAUUUAUUUCUGAUCUGUAAGUUACAAAAUGUUCACAGUUGCCACGUGGGUCAAAGCAAAAGAGGAGAAUUAUUGUUUGAUUGAUAUUAAUUGUUAAUCUCAUCUUCUCACAGAAGCAUUCUAGCCAGUGUUGAGAUGUUUUAUGGAGAUUAAUUAAGACAUUUUAUUACAUAAUAUUUACUUAUUUUUUGAGAAUUAUCAAGAAGUAAGUUUUAUGUUUCCUGUUAAGCAGCUAUGUGAAUAGACAUGAGAUUUUGGUUUUACUGCUAGAAAACUCCCAACUUUUUCAUUGGUUGUUUUCUUCAACAUACUGAUACUGGAUGCUCACUGAAACAUUUGAUAACAUAGGUUUAUAAGAACCUUUUAUCGAGAUGAAAAGCAGUAUUCCGUUUAAAUGCACUACUCUUUGUUUAGCUUGAUCAGUUAAUGUCCAUCAAGUGAAAUUAUUGUGAUUCCUUUAUUGUAUGUUGGUAACUAUUUAUUAGAUUAUUAAUUAUCUUCUAAUUUUUGACAAGUUAUGUAUAUAUAUACAAAUCUUUGAGUGUGUAUACUCACACACAUGUAUCUGAAUAUAUUUGUAUAUGUGUACAUUGAUUUGUCUGGUUUUAUUUCAUGAUGUGUGAAAUGUCAUCCCGAAACACCCACAAUGUUAAUGUUUUAUGGAAAAAAUUAACCAUUGCUUCAUUUUCUUACCAAUGUUUUAUCCCACAGAGUUCCUUUUUAGUUAAAAUAAUUUCAGUUGAGUGUAGGCAUUUCCAUUUUAUUUUUUAAAGAGUUUCAAAAAUGUAAGCCAUCAGAGCCAUCAGUUAGUGUGAUAUCUCUCAUUUUUGCACAAGCCUCCUAGUAAUACUUGAACCACUAGUUAAAUCAGAAUGACUGAUACAAGUACUGGUGUUCUCCAUCUUGCAACAAUCUUCCAGUAACACUUCUGCCCAGGUAAUUCAUUGUAACUGAUGCAGGUACUGGUAGUCUCUGGCUUGAUACAAACCUCCAAGUAAUACUGGUACCAUUAAGCAGGCCUGUAUAUGUAAUCAAGGUAUUGGCUUCUUCUAUUUUGACAUCGGCCUCCCAGUAAUACUGGUACCAUCAUGUUUGUCAUUAUGAUUGAUCUUGGUACUACUAUUCUACUAGUAACACUAGUACUAACAAGAAUGUCAGUGGGGACAGUAACCUCUAAAUAAUAAUUCUUUCCAAAGUCUGAAAUUCCGUUUGACGUAGAUGUGUGGAAUUUUUGAAAAAAUGUUUGUCCAAGGGACAAAGUAAUAGAGAAACCUCUUCCUCAUCUCACAAAAUACAUAUGCAAAAAAUAGAAUAUUGUAUUUGACAGUGAAUAAUGGAAACGACAGAUUCUGGAAUUCACAAACAUUGAGAAGGUGAAAAGAAGAAAAACGUGUUGAAGAAGAAAGUAUAACAGUAAAACUUAUUGUCCAAGGCAUCAGCUGAUGUGAAUUCUAUUACUAAUUAAAUAAAAAUAAGAUGAAAUUUUAAGAGUCUCAGAUUUUUAGGUAAAUACUCAGGAUAGGUAAAUACACAGUACCAUGUAAUGUAAAAUAAAGUUAAGAUUCACUAUUACAGAACACGGGCUUCUGCAUUUUCAUGUCUCCUUUUCAGCACAACUUUUGCUUGUGAAAGAAAUGCACACACAGAGCUUAUUUUAUAGUGGAAGUUCCAAGUUGUUUCAUGACACAAGGCAUCAGAAAGGUGCAACAAGUGUUAUUUUUUUACACUUGAGGAAUUGUGAUUAUCAUAUCAGCUGCAAAUUAGCCAAAAUGACAUAUUAAACUUGAAAUUAUGUCAAAAUGAGAACCGUGGAAAGCUUGCUUAUCCAAAGAUUGCCAAACAUUAACACCUCUGAAGUCACUUUAAGAAGAACCUCUUCUGAUAUCUUUUGCCCAGAAGCAACUUGGAACUUCUUGCUAUAAGAUAAGCUGUUUUUAUUUUUUUCACAAGCAAAAGAUAGACUGAAGAGAACACUUGAAAGGGGUAAAACUUGUUUCUUUAUAAACUUGUGUUCAGUAACAGUGGAUUUUAACUUCAUUUUAAAAAAACAGGGGUCUAUAAAAUUGGAAUUUUACCCACUAUUUGGAUUUUGUUGCUUGCAUACAUUGGCUCACCUUAUCCCUCAAAUGUGUGAAAACCACAAAAUUGUAAAAAAAAAUUGCUUUUAAUCUUGUUCACAACUCUCACAUAAAAAAUGUGGCACUUAUGUGUCAUUUACAUCAAGUGUUUACUUUCCAUCUGCAGUCGUUGAUUGAUUGUUGCAGCAUACUAAAUACCUUCAGCUGUGACAAGUGGCCUUAUUACCUGUGUUUCUUGUGUUGUGUAAGUCAUAGUAACCACAUUAUUGAUGCUGAAUAUACACACCACUUCAUUGCUGUUGCACCUGUGUAAUACAGGCAAAAAUAAGUUAGAAAAGGUGAGUUACUUUGUUUAUCAUGCUGAAUCCAGAAAGAGUUUACCUUAUUGAAACAUAUCAGGAUGAAAUCAUUGCAGAGAGAAAACUAUUCCUUUUUGUUUACUGACCCACCUCUCAUAAAGUCCAUCCUGUUAUAGAAGUAUUUAUGUGUGUGAUACCACCUGCUUCAGUGGAGUUUGGUAACCACAGACAUUCUUCAUGGAAAGUCCAAAUUUACAUCACCUGCAUCAAUCUUUUUCUUCAUAAAUCUCUUCCAUAAUAAGCCUUCAGGUUCUCUAGUGUGUUGGGUAAUUUCGCUAGUUUUAGCAUGUACUGUGCAACAAUAUAAUCAUACUCUGUGUUUUAUAUGAAAGUAGGCUGAUAGCAGUUGAAAAGAGCACUUACAGUUCUUAUAUAAUCCCCUAUAAAAGGUCAACAGAUUGUAGAUACCAUAUCUGGUAGCUUCCACUGGAUUGUGCAACCAGUUAUUGCUUAUACCAUACCGCCACACACAUUUUUAUGACAAGUCUUGGAAAAUUGGAUUCCUCUAUAGAAUGAAGAUUAAAGCCCUUUUGCAGAAAGAAUUGUAACUGGAUUUCAAAACACAUUAUAUGGGAUAUCCAAUUACAUCCCAAUAUCCUCUUUUAUAACAACUGCAUUAUGUGGCUGUAUCUAUUGGUGAAUGUUUUCAGCAUCAUUUCAUAAUAUGAGAUGAGUAAUUAUUAAAUCAGUAUUGGCAAGAUUUGGAACCAAGGGCUAAUACAUGUGUCCACCAGCAGAUACAACUCUUUGGUUUGACAGUUGCACUGUCUGUACUUAUUGAUAGUUUGUUUUUAGAAUGCAUGUUUGACUCAUUUUUUUGGAUGUACAUAUAAGUGCCAUCUAAAACAUCUUUGUUUUCUACUACCAAAAGCUCCCAUACAAGAGGACAGACAUGGUUAGAUAUCAAUUUCUAAAGGUUAUGUCCAAAUCUAAAAUACAGAAAAACAAUUGCUCACCAAAGCAUAAUAAACUGGGUUUAUUGUUCUCUUUACAGCAAAAGUAUUUUCCAAAUGCAGAAUUUUAGACAGAUCUCACAUGGGUACUGUUCAAAGAUGGUAUCCUGGAAGGUGAUCAUCAAACUGAGAUUUGGCUAAUCCAAUCAGAUUCAAAAAUAUUUCACCUUCAGUUAGCUUGUGAGACCCAUCAGAGUCUGUUCUUACUGCAUUGUUUUUAAUGUUUGUUUUUACAGCUGCGUCUGUAUGUGUUCUCCAAAAGGUCAAUCAGACCAAAGUUGGGUAUAAAAUGUUUUCUUUUCAGAUGAUCUUUAUAACACUGGGCUUCAAGUAGGGAUGACAGUAUAAGGCAUAAUGUAUACUGGGGUUUAUGCAUUAAGUUUUGCACCAGCCAGUUGAGUAUGUUUUGGACACAGCACAGUUGGUAUGACUGUUGCCUGGUGAUCUAAUGUACAGUCUUAAAUGUUUAGUGCUUGUACAGUCUGGUUUACUCAAGGAUGUAUCAGAAGUGGAAUGUGGAGGAGGAGCAUAGCUUGAAUUAUUUUUACCAUUUUCACUGUCAUCAGAUGUAUGUCAUUUGGAAUAACUGUAAUAUUGAUGGCAUUUAUUGGCACAUAUAACAGCAUCCUUGACAGAAAUUUUCUUCUUUAUUAAGUUGUACCUUUUUAGGUCACCAUCAUAUGAUCCUGAUAUGUCUUUUUCCUUUAAGUACACACCCAACCAAGCGUACAGAACAACUGUAUUAUUUUGGCAUGACUGAAUAAUGUAUCUUUACAAUUACUUUAUUGUAAGCCCAAUAAAUCACUCAAUAAGGAGUAUCACAAAACAUCAUUGAUUUCAUUAUCACAAGCAAAAGUGUCCCAAUUUCAUUGGAUAAUAUAAUUUUUAAUGUGUAACUACGAAAUUGGUUCUACUGAGCAUGAUGCAGUUUCAUUGGCUGAUAUCUAGAGUACAUAAGAUUAGUGCAAAGCAUAUACUGAAGAUUAAAGCUAUUUCAAGGUGGCACUCAUGUUAAAAAUGGAUGCAAAGUAGGAAAAAGUUACCUUAAACUGAGCAAAUGGCCGUUUUAUUAGUAGGCAAAUUUCAAUCUUAUAAGACCCUUUCCCCUUUUAAAAUACCAAUCAAACAUUUUAAUGAAAAUAUUAAUAAAUGAUACAGAAUAUGAAAUGUUAAAAUUAUCUUAAAUAUAGGUUUAACUUCUUAUUUAUAAAAUAAAGCUUUAAAGUGUUUAUGAAUAUCAAUAACCUAAUUGUCAUAGUUGAUGAAAAGUUAGGCCUAGGCUUGUAUGUUGUGAGAGAAACUAUAGAACGUGCAUAGAAUGUAAAAUGAUAACUUAGUUAAAUGUUUUCGGAUAAAAAUUUAAGCAGACUAAUAGACCUCCCAUCUCUGUUACAUUUUUAGUAAUAAAGUAAUAGCAUUUUAUGGUUGUAUUAUUGACUUUAUAAGUUACUUUAAAACCUAAAAAAAAUAUAAAAAUGUCACAUUAUAAUUUUUUCACAUUCUGUUCGUUAAGAGUAUUAAACACGUGCGCAUUUUAUUUUAUUUGCUAAAAGUCGCUUUCGAAGAAAUGUUUUGUUUAAUAGCAGAACGUAUCGGUUAGGUUGGACCUAUGGCGUCGAAAAGUAUAUGAAAUAGUAUUUGUAUACAGUACAGGAAACUCAGUGCUGUAGUGUAAAACCGUUUCGCUACACCAGGUGUGAUAAAAAUUACGUUGUAGUGGAGAUAUGUUAACUAAAAUUUUCAAAUCAAAAGUGUACAAACAGAAAUUCAGAUAUGUCUUUUGUUAAGAAGGCCUUUUAUUUAAUGUCAGAACUCAUCAGUUGUAUUUAUGGAAGCCAAAAACACAACUGAAAUGCUAUUGUGAACCAGCCUACGUGUGACUUAGAUACAUAUUUGUAGGUGUGUUAUUGUUAGAUUUGUAUUUAUUGUACUUUUCCGAAAUUCGUGAUCCUUUAUAGAUAUAUAUAUAUAUAUAUAUAUUGGAAUAUCAGUAUACAAAAUUCAUGUGUUAUAAUUUGCCAACGUUGUUUUCAGCCAGUCUCCGUUGUGUUGCUUGUUAAUCUUUAUGAAAACUUCCUGAAGGUCUUUAAAAAAAAGCAACGAAAAUGCAGCAACUACCUUCAGGUGAUUGUCAUGAUUAAAGUGAGAAUUUUUUUACACUUUUGGGGGAAGUUGAAACUUUAAUUGGAAGAUGUGGUUAGAUGAUCAUGAAUAACUUGUUGGAAUAAUUAACUAGAACGUACAGAAUGUAAUUCAAAAUUGAUGUUUUGUGAGAUUUAUGAUUGUAUUGGUGAUUUGUGAUAGUUUUGUAUUUUUUCAUAUUGAGAUUUAGUUUAUGAACUGGUAAAGUAUUUGGUGUAAUUAUGAUAACAAUUUAUAUUAUCUUGUUAUUUCGUACAGUAAGUAAUAAAGACCUAUUGGAUGUAUA
Molecule: messenger RNA, 7621 nt
Organism: Limulus polyphemus (Atlantic horseshoe crab)
Lineage: Eukaryota; Metazoa; Arthropoda; Merostomata; Xiphosura; Limulidae
Product: ankyrin repeat domain-containing protein 27-like
Exons: 17
Coding region: 218-1753 (511 amino acids)
Biological process (GO): early endosome to late endosome transport
Cellular component (GO): transport vesicle; late endosome; tubular endosome
Molecular function (GO): guanyl-nucleotide exchange factor activity; SNARE binding
Source: RefSeq, a predicted model, not a curated record